GAGCAGACUGUUGCGCUGCUGUCGUUGCUCAAGCGCGUGAGCCAGACCCAGGCCCGCUUCCUCCAGCUCUGCCUGGAGCACUCGCUGGCCGACUGCGCCGAGCUGCACGUCCUGGAAGGAGAGGCCAACAGCCCGGGAGCCGAAAGACAUGCUGCUGUAUAGUGGAUGUAGCCAGACUGAUCCUGGCAUGGCAGAGCUCAGUUCAAGCCUCCUUACUGUGUUCUAACAGCUUUUAACCUUGGCCAAAUGACUGAGCCUCGCUGAAUCUACUUCCCUUCUAUAAAGUAAGAGUGCUAAGGUCAAGUGUGCAGGAUUUCAGUACAGGAUAAAAGUGACUGGUCCAUGCUGUACAAUAAUUGCAGCUGUCACCGCUGCGGUUUCCAGCCCUGCCAGUCUGUCAUCGCCACUACUCCUGUAUGUGGACAGAGCAAAGGGAGACUGAGUACAGUCCCGCUCAUCUCCGAAGACAUAGCUUUGUGUGUCAAGACUCCCUACGAAUGGGGAUGCAAACCCAGCAACCACACAGGGGAAUCAUUAACCAAUGGCAACAGGAAUCCAAGGAUAAAGUGAUUUCCCUUCUGUUAACUCACCUGCCUUUGCUGAAGCCAGGAAACCUCGACGCUAAAGUAGAGUAUAUGAAACUGCUGCCCAAGAUCCUGGCGCACUCUAUCGAACACAACCAGCACAUUGAGGAGAGCAGACAGCUGCUGUCCUAUGCUUUGAUCCACCCGGCCACUUCCUUAGAAGACCGAAGUGCUCUCGCCAUGUGGCUAAAUCAUUUGGAGGACCGUACAUCGACCAGCUUUGGCAGCCAGAACCGAGGCCGCUCGGACUCUGUGGAUUACGGACAGACACACUACUAUCACCAAAGACAGAACUCAGACGACAGGCUCAAUGGGUGGCAGAACUCUCGGGAUUCUGGGAUUUGCAUCAGCGCCUCCAACUGGCAGGACAAAAGCCUGGGCUGUGAGAAUGGCCACGUGCCCCUCUACUCUGCGUCAUCCGUCCCCACCACAAUCAACACGAUUGGAACCAGCACAAGUACGAUUCUCUCAGGCCAGGCACACCACAGCCCUUUGAAACGAUCUGUUUCCCUUACCCCACCCAUGAAUGUGCCAAACCAGCCUCUAGGACAUGGAUGGAUGUCUCAUGAGGACUUACGAGCUAGAGGACCCCAGUGCCUCCCAUCCGAUCAUGCCCCCCUGUCUCCACAAAGCAGUGUAGCCUCUUCAGGAAGUGGUGGGAGUGAACACUUAGAAGAUCAGACCACUGCUCGUAACACAGUCCAAGAAGAAGGUAGUGGUAUGAAAGAUGUUCCAGCUUGGUUGAAAAGCCUCCGCCUGCACAAAUACGCUGCUCUGUUCUCGCAGAUGACUUACGAGGAGAUGAUGGCCCUCACUGAGUGUCAACUGGAGGCUCAGAAUGUUACCAAAGGCGCAAGACACAAAAUUGUAAUCAGUAUUCAGAAGCUCAAAGAAAGACAAAAUCUCCUGAAGUCUUUGGAAAGGGACAUCAUCGAAGGGGGCAGCCUGCGCAUCCCCCUCCAGGAGCUGCAUCAGAUGAUUCUGACACCCAUCAAGGCCUACAGCUCUCCCAGUUCCACUCCAGAGGCACGCCGCCACGAGCCUUCGCUGAUGGGCCCGGAGAACCCCAGCACCGAUGGCAAAGAUGGUGCCGCAGGGGCCAACAGCGUCACUGCCAGUGCUUCAGCUGGCGCCAGCGGGGGGCUGCAACCACCCCAGCUCAGCAGCUGUGACGGGGAGCUGGCUGUUGCCCCUCUGCCGGAGGGGGACCUCCCGGGACAGUUCACAAGAGUCAUGGGAAAAGUGUGCACACAGCUCCUGGUCUCCAGACCCGAUGAGGAAAAUAUAAGUUCCUAUCUACAGCUCUUAGACAAGUGUCUCGUUCAUGAGGCAUUUACCGAGACACAGAAAAAAAGAUUGUUGUCAUGGAAACAGCAGGUGCAGAAGCUCUUUCGGUCUUUCCCUCGGAAAACCCUUCUAGACAUAUCAGGAUAUCGACAGCAAAGAAAUCGUGGCUUUGGACAGUCCAACUCUCUCCCGACAGCCAGCUCUGUGGGCGGCGGCAUGGGCAGACGGAACCCACGACAGUACCAGAUUGCCUCUCGGAAUGUCCCUUCUGCUCGCCUUGGUCUCUUGGGCACCAGUGGAUUUGUUAGCUCCAACCAGCGCCACACCGCUGCCAACCCCACCGUCAUGAAACAAGGAAGACAGAACCUCUGGUUUGCCAACCCCGGGGGCAGCAACAGCAUGCCCAGCCGGACCCACAGCUCUGUCCAGAAGACCCGCUCGCUGCCCGUGCACACUUCCCCACGAAACAUGCUGCUGUUCCAGCAACCAGAAUUCCAGCUUCCUGUGACUGAACCUGACAUCAACAACAGGCUGGAGUCCUUGUGCCUCAGUAUGACGGAGCAUGCCCUGGGAGACGGGGUUGACCGGACCUCCACAAUCUAGAAACUGAAGAUGAGAGUGACCGCGCUGGCCGUGAAACCGACUGCUGCGGGCCCAGUGUCAGCCAUCUUCAGGGUUGCACAGACUCUUCCGAGACACUUUGCAGCCUUUUUCCCCUGGUCCCUCGCCCAUUUUGAUUUUGUGAGAGCGUAGGUCAGCCUUGUAAACAUAUCAGUAGACCUGGGGUUGGUCAUGUUGUCAUUUGUUUCUGUCAUGGGAUGGGACGGUAUGCAGGGUGGGGAGGGGACGCGUGGGACUGGGAGGGGGUGGAGGGUCGCUAGUGGCUUCCUGGAUGGAAAUGGGGUGGGGAGAGAGAUGCAAGAGGACACACAGGAGGGAGGUAGCAGCCCUGCCCUGGGGAACUUUCUCGAAAGCCAGGCUUCAUCGUGGUCAGGCUGCAGAAGACGGAGGAUAUAGCGACCAGAGCAAGAUGGCGGCUGGCCGGUUUGUGUCUCCCCUGACUGGAUUUCCGUGCGGCCCGACUUGAAACAGUCGAGAGAGGGCUGUGUGGCAACAAGGGCAAGAGGACGAAAUUCCCUCCAGCAAACUUUCAGAUAAACUUUGAUUUGUGUAUUGUUUACAUAAGAAUUUUAAAGGGUACAUAAUGCGUAGCGUUUGGGUAGAACUUCUCUUCAUACUAUGGUUUUUGUAAAAGACUGAUUAUUGUUAUGGAUUCAUUUUGUUUCAUCUAUUUUUAUAAUAGUAGCAGGGUUGUAUUUUAAAAUGGCUGCCAAGCUCUGCUUCUCGGGAAGAAGGAUGCUGUCAAGUAGGCCUCGAGUUGCCUUCUCCCACCGCGAGGAGGGAGGGGCGGUGGGAGGAGCGUGUGGAUGGAUUUGAAAGGCGAGGAUGUGGCAAGGACACAAAGAUGGUGGCGCCAUGUGAUCGGUUAUGGAUUUGCUCAUAGGUCACCCAGAAAUGGUAAACUUUGCAACCUCCUUCUGGGCUGGAUUUGCAUCCCACCCUCCCCACAGGCUCCAUCCUACCACCCCUGGUUGGUCUCACUCCACAGACACACAAGAGGACGCAGGUCCCUCUAGCCGGCUCAGACUCAGAACAUUUGCGAUGGAGGUUUUGCUGGAGCCUAAGCCUGGGCACCGUAUCCCUUUUCACUCCAUCUCUGCUGAAGAAGACUGGUCCAGCGAUAGCGUCAGAUCAGUGCAGAGAGGCAGAGGCUCCACCAUCCAAGGCAGGCAAUGAAAGCAGAGGCAGGAAAGGCUAAACUCAUGAGAGAAAUGGUGGCGCUAACCAUGCCCGUGAGUCAGAGAUGUGCUGUAUCAUGGGAUGAUUUAUCCAGCCUUACACAGGGAAGGGAAAACACACUCACAUGCACCCAUGAACACGGUGAGAGCUUAGCUGUGGCUCCGAAGAGUCAUCGCUCUAUUUCUUAAGGGCAACAAAGACAAUAUUUCAGAAUUUGAUCCAAUGGAGGAUAUUAGAGAGAAUCCAAAAGGAAUUGUGCACUGUACUGGAAAAUUAGUUGUGCAAAUGUGAUGGUGUGAAUGCCUAGCCAGAGGCAUGAUCUCGGAGAUAAUAUAAGGCCUGUUUAUUAAAUGGGUGAGACUGAUACCUCUUUAAAAAAUAAAAAAGUUAUACCUAAGUCAAAAUUAAAGGGAUCGGACCGUGCAAAUGACUGGACCUUGCCCAUGGUUAUUUUUUCAAGUUAAUGAAGGGCAUUCAGACUUUAAAGGCCUUAAUAAAAAUCCACACAACUUUGUUUGCCUGUCAAGAUUACAAAUGUCCACCUAGCCCAGCCUUGCAUGCUGCAACAGAAAUCCUAAAGUCCUUUUACAGUCCAGAAGGCAAGGGCACCAAAGUAGACAGACAGCUCUCAGUGAGUACAGAAGGCUUGGGUACACUGUUCCAUGCACACAUCACAACAACAAUCACAAAAGAUUCAGGCCACUCUUCAGGGGACCAGCUCUCGGAGAUGCAAAUUCAUGUGCAGAAGAAGGCAGCAUGUUUA
Alexandromys fortis (reed vole) is the source of this 4434-nucleotide messenger RNA. It is a transcript of the gene Samd4a, whose product is annotated as sterile alpha motif domain containing 4A. The transcript is spliced from 13 exons. Lineage: Eukaryota; Metazoa; Chordata; Mammalia; Rodentia; Cricetidae. Bases 417 to 2474 code for a protein of 685 amino acids. Gene Ontology annotation, molecular function: translation repressor activity; mRNA binding; protein binding. Gene Ontology annotation, cellular component: P-body. The record is from RefSeq and is a predicted model, not a curated record. Gene Ontology annotation, biological process: regulation of mRNA stability; nuclear-transcribed mRNA poly(A) tail shortening; negative regulation of translation.